This is a messenger RNA of Pezoporus flaviventris, 2414 nucleotides long. Its product is annotated as transmembrane protease serine 9-like. The transcript has 16 exons. Gene Ontology annotation, biological process: proteolysis. The coding region runs from base 16 to 2352 and encodes 778 amino acids. NCBI's taxonomy places the organism in Eukaryota, Metazoa, Chordata, Aves, Psittaciformes, Psittacidae. Gene Ontology annotation, molecular function: serine-type endopeptidase activity. The record is from RefSeq and is a predicted model, not a curated record.
CUUCCUCCCAUCACCAUGCAGAGAUUCCUGCCCGUGCUGCUCCUGGCCACAGUGGCCACGGGGGAUGAGACGCGGAUCGUGGGUGGCCAGAAGUGCCAGAAGAGGCGUCACCCAUACCAGGUUGUUCUCUUGGGCCCCCAGAAGAACAUCCACUGCGGUGGGGUCCUCAUUGGAAGCUCCUGGGUGCUGACGGCCGCCCAUUGCGACACUAAGAGCUCCAUUCCCAUCCGCAUGGGUGACCACAGCUUGAAGACCAAGGAAGGGACGGAGCAAUGCAUCUCCUCAGCCAAGGCCUUCAUCCACCCCAACUACAACCCCACCAGCCAUGACAGUGACAUCAUGCUGCUGAGGCUCCAGAAGCCUGCCCGAUUCACAGAGCACGUCCACCCUGUGGCUUUGCCCAAGAGGUGUCCGCCCCCCAACACCGAGUGUGUGGUGUCGGGCUGGGGCAGCACCAGCAGCCCCGAAGGCUACUUCCCUGAUGUCCUCCAGUGUGGUGUGGUCUACACCAUGGCCAACGAGGAGUGCAGCAGGAUCUACCCGAAGGGCAUCACCAAGAACAUGCUGUGUGCUGGUGUCAGCACAGGUGGCACUGACUCCUGCCAGGGUGACUCAGGAGGUCCCCUCGUGUGCCGGGACGAGCUCCAGGGCAUCGUGUCCUGGGGGAUGCAGGUCUGCGGACAACAGGGCAAGCCCGGGGUCUACACCCGCGUGUGCGAGUUCACCUCCUGGAUCCAGGACACCAUGAGGAGGAACAGACACGCGUGUGGCCACGGAGCCCAGCAGAUGCCGCGGCCACCACCGAGGUCUUCGCUGGCCACCGAGGAGGACAAGGGCGAGGGGCACGGCCCCCAGCCCCCGCUGGGGCACAGUGGGGACCCACGGAGAGCAACAUCGGUGGUGGAGGGGGACACACGUGUGGUCGGGGGCAUGGACUGCGAGCCCCAUUCGCAACCAUGGCAAGUGGCCAUCUUGGACAUGUACAAGCUCUACUGCGGUGGGGUCCUGGUGGACAAGGAGUGGGUGGUGACGGCGGCCCAUUGCACCACGCCAGGGAUCACUAGCGUGCACAUGGGCAAACACAACCUGUACACCCGGGAGCGCGGGGAGGUGCAGAAGAUGGUGCAGAAGAUGGUGGCCCACCCCAGCUAUGACCCCACCACCAAGGACAAUGACAUCAUGAUGAUGAAGCUCCUCACGCCUGUCACCAUCACCGACAGGAUCAAGCCCAUCUCCGUGGCCUCCUGCCUGCCACAGCCGGGGACCACCUGCACCACGUCGGGAUGGGGAGCCACCACCUCCCCUGAAGUCACUUACCCGGACGUCUUGCAGUGCGUCAACGUCACCAUCUUCUCCACGGCUGAAUGUCACCGCCUGUACCCUGGCUCCAUCACCGACAACAUGCUCUGCGCCGGCAGCCUCCAAGGUGGGAGGGACUCGUGUCAGGGUGACUCUGGAGGACCCCUGGUUUGCAACAGGAGCCUCCAAGGGAUCGUGUCUUGGGGCAUGGAGAAGUGCGGGCAGCCCAAGCGCCCCGGCGUCUACACCAAGCCUCCAUAUGAACAAGUGGGGGAGGGACCCACAAUGGCUGCACCUGGAGCCCCCCCCCUGCUACUGCUGCUGCUGCUGCUGCUGCCCCCCAUGGGUGCAACCGCUCCUCAAUGGGGAGGCCGCAUCCUGGGGGGCUCCCCAUGCCCCAUGGGGGGCCAUGCGGGGCUCGUGCUGCUGCUGUACUUUGGCUCCCCCUACUGUGGGGGGGCGCUGCUGGGACCCCAGUGGGUGCUGAGCGCAGCGCAUUGUGAGGCCAGCCACAUCCAGGUCCUGGCUGGUGCCCACAGCCUCUCGGCCUCCUCGGGCCAGGAGCAGUUCUCAGCGGCCGUGGCCUCCAUCGCCCACCCCGGCUUCGGCUCCGGCAGCCGCGGCCAUGACCUGAUGCUGCUGCGCCUGGAGCCCCCCCUCAACCUCUCCAGCGCCAUCCAGCCCCUGCCCCUGCCCCACGCCCCUGCCGACACCGGCGCCAACUGCACCGUCAUGGGCUGGGGCACCACCACCAGCCCCCAGGAGACCUUCCCAGACACCGUCCAAUGCCUCAACGUCUCCGUGGUUGACGGCACUGAGUGCAGCUCUGUCUACGGCUCCCAGGUGACGCAGGACAUGGUGUGCGCCGGGGCCAAUGCCGGAGGCAAGGACUCCUGCCAGGGUGACUCCGGGGGGCCCCUCAUCUGCAAUGGGGUCCUCCAGGGCAUUGUCUCAUGGGGGGACCACCCCUGCGGGCAGCCGGGGCGGCCGGGGGUCUACACCCGGGUGUACAACUACGUGCCCUGGAUCCUGGAGAGCAUGGGGGAGGCCUGAGCCCCACGCCUCCCGCAUGGGAGCCACCACGGAACCCAUCAAGGACCAUCUGAUCCCACCAU